AUGGAUGAUUGCUACGACUCUUUGCCAUGGACAUUCCAACAGCACGAAACAAAUAGUGUUAACGGUGACUCAAAAGCUGCUCCAACACCCCCUCCCCCACGAUUAGUUGAUGUCGACAAUUCGAUGCCAGAAGGAGAUCUUAUGUGGGAAAAUGCUAUCAGCAACGGAUCAUUCUCAAAGGUUUUUGGUCCGGGAAUGCGAUGUGGUUGGGUUGAGGCAACGGCGGAGUUUACUAAACGUCUGAAUGAAGUUACAAAGACAAUAGAAGAGUACCUUGGCCCGCUGAGUGUGAAGGUCAAAAUAGGCCGACUUCAUGCCUUGAUCGAUAAUAAUACAGAACAGUCGCUGGCGGGACAGGUUAUGGGAGGGUUCUUCAUCUAUAUCUUGUUUCGCGAGGGCAUAGCCGCAGAUGACGUUGCCACAGUCUCGUUGAAAGAGUAUAACCUCCGGGGCAAUGAGGGUUAG
Messenger RNA from Talaromyces stipitatus ATCC 10500, 465 nucleotides. RefSeq lists its product as uncharacterized. Lineage: Eukaryota; Fungi; Ascomycota; Eurotiomycetes; Eurotiales; Trichocomaceae. The record is from RefSeq and is a predicted model, not a curated record. Bases 1 to 465 code for a protein of 154 amino acids. The transcript is spliced from 2 exons. Gene Ontology annotation, molecular function: L-2-aminoadipate:2-oxoglutarate transaminase activity.